Molecule: messenger RNA, 874 nt
Organism: Passer domesticus (house sparrow)
Lineage: Eukaryota; Metazoa; Chordata; Aves; Passeriformes; Passeridae
Gene: TSTD3
Product: thiosulfate sulfurtransferase like domain containing 3
Exons: 4
Coding region: 53-586 (177 amino acids)
Source: RefSeq, a predicted model, not a curated record
CCGGGCCUGGCUGUGCGGCCGCCAUCGCCGGGGAGCCGGGAUAGGAGCCGGGAUGGGAGCCGGGAUGGGAGCCGGGAUGGGCCCCGGGCGCUGGUGGCGGGCGGCGCGGGCCCUGCGGGCGGCGGGCGGCGGCUGGAGCCGGGCGGCAGCGCCCGGCCCCGCCUGCCGCAGCCUCUGCGCCGCCGCGGCGCCGAACCUCUCCUACCAGGAGCUCAAAGACUUGAAGAAGGCCAACGUCCUUCACAUCGACGUGCGGGAGAGGUGGGAGAUCGACAGGUUUGGGAAAAUCCCCGAGUCCAUCAACAUACCGCUGGGUGAAUUAAUAGAAGCUCUACAAAUGGACCCAACGGAGUUCAAGGAGCAGUAUAAACAAAAAAUGCCAUCCAAGUCAGACCCUGUGGUUUUCUCCUGUUUGGCAGGAACAAGAAGUAAACAAGCACUUGGUUUUGCCAUGUCCUUGGGUUUCAGCAGGUACGAUUUUGUGUGUAAGGAUGGGAUUAAUGCUGCUUCCCCCAUGAAGCAGAACACAUACUCACCUGUGUACAAAGAGUUCAGCAGUAUGCUGGUGGCUUUGACGACUGGGUAAAACAUGAACCUCCAGAAAAGAAAUGAAGAUGACAGCCCCACCCACAUGGACGUUCACCUUCAAACAGCCAUACAUAUCAACUGUCUAGUUUAAAUUAUACCCAAAGACUAUGACACAAACAGAGGACAUUAAAUUUGCUCAACCUUUCAACCUUUACUUUGGGUUAUGGUUUUGAUGAAUGCAUGUGAAGAGAACCUAAGUGCAGAUUAUGUUUACUUUUUUUGUAUGAUGUAGUUUGUGACUGUUUAAACUAAUGAUGAUAGGACAAAUAAAAUUAUUAUUUCUCAA